UUUCUUAAAUGUUGAACUUCAAUAUAUUCUCAAAUUUUGUAAAUUUCCGCAAACGCAAAUUAAUAAGUUUGGCGUAAUGUUUAUUUUGUUUUAUUUAUUUUUCUCUAACUACUCUCUUAUUUUUGCACACUAUUUUUCACAGCUUCCCUUAAUUUUUAAAAAUUUCCUGUGUUUUAAUUAGAGUGAUCCUGGUGGGAUUUUCCGGGUUCUCGUCUUGGAUUUUCAGAGACGGACGUUAAUUCUAUCUCGCUUUAAAGUCUGAAUCUUGAUGGGAUUUUCCGGGAUCUCGUUCUAAAUCUCAGUAUUUUUAUAGACAGAUGUGGGUAUUUCUGGGGUUAAUCUUCUUCAUUUGAUCCUUGACUUGUCACUCUCUUUAAUUUUUAUUUUCUUUUAAUUUAGACUUGUUUAAUCAAAAAAUGGUUGUUCGAACAUUAAUUCCAUCACACUUUAAAGCUCCUUGGGGUUUUGCAAAGAAGGGUGCUAAAGGACUUCGAAAAAUAGGUCCACUGCAUUAUGAAUCGUGGAAAUGGCCUGGACAGAAUAGAGAAUUUCCUGAAUUGACUCCUAAAUGGCAGAAGGAUAAUAGAAUGGAAUUGAGACGAUAUACUGGUGUUCAACCAACAGGCUAUGAUGACCCAAAUACUGGCAAAUUUGUUCAUCUACCUGAAAUGAUUCCAGAAUUAAUUGUUCCUGAUUUGACUGGUUUUCCAUUGAGACCUUAUGUUUCCUACAGAACUGAUAUUGAAAUUGAAAAAAGGAUUGCGAACACCGACAAAAUUCUCGCUAAAAACCCCAAAAAUCCUCCAAUCGACAAAAUUUGGCCUCCUCCACCUGUUGACGCCAAAUUACUUUUUGAUUGUUUUUAUGCUGAUGAAAUAAAGAAGAAAUAUUUUGAAACGACAACUGAAAAGAAGAAAAAAAGUGGAUUUUUUGCGUCGCUAAUUAAGAAAAAUUGA
This is a messenger RNA of Meloidogyne enterolobii, 956 nucleotides long. The record is from the annotation of a GenBank genome assembly. Lineage: Eukaryota; Metazoa; Nematoda; Chromadorea; Rhabditida; Meloidogynidae.